Messenger RNA from Marmota flaviventris (yellow-bellied marmot), 1685 nucleotides. RefSeq names its product hematopoietic SH2 domain containing (gene Hsh2d). Gene Ontology annotation, cellular component: cytoplasm. The record is from RefSeq and is a predicted model, not a curated record. Lineage: Eukaryota; Metazoa; Chordata; Mammalia; Rodentia; Sciuridae.
GCUGGAGGAAGCAGGAACCGACGGCGGGUGCGCCCUGCCCACGCACCGCCCGGAGCGAAACCAGGCUGGGCCGGCACCCAGGGGUCUCCAGGUGGCCGCCUGACCCCGGGAGCCAUGGCCGAGGCCGAGAGGCUGCCCCCGCCGCUGCCCCCGCGACUCGACUGGUUUGUGCACACACAGAUGAGCCAGCUGGCCCAAGGCAGUGUCCCCGAGUGGUUCCACGGUGCCAUCUCACGAGAGGCUGCUGAGGACCUGCUGGCGUCAGAACCACUGGGGUCCUUUCUCAUCAGGGUCAGUCACAGCCACGUGGGCUACACUCUUUCCUACAAGGCCCCGAACUGCUGCCGCCACUUCAUGGUGAAGCUCUUGGACGACGGGAGCUUCGUGAUCCCUGGGGAGAAGGCGGCGCACGCCUCGCUGGACGCCCUGGUCACCUUCCACCAGCAGAAGCCGAUUUGGCCCCACGAGGAGCUGCUGACCCAGCCCUGCGGGCAGAAGGAUCCGGCAAACGUGGAUUAUGAGGAUCUCUUCCUUUACUCCAGUGCACUGGCAGAGGAGGCCACCAGGCCUGUCCCUGGCCUCGGGGAACAUCAAAGACCUUCCUCCUGCUCAGUGGCUGCACCUGAGAAGGUCCCCUUGAGGCCAGCCCUGCCCCACCCCGGGACGGCGAGGAAGCCCUCUGCAGAGCCGGGCAGGGCGCCCCCCGGGGAAGCCGCUUCCUCCUGCCCCCCGAGGACGCCCUUCAGGGAGGCCGGGCAGAGGCUCUGGAGCAGCCUCAAGGCGCUGCCCGCGUCGGGCCGCAUCGCGCAGCCGCAGUUCCGCUCGGCCCUGGCGGCCCUGAGGUCGUCGCUCCAGGAGGCCAGGCCGGCUCGGGGGACCCCCGGCCCCAGGCCCCGGGCGGACAGCAGGAAGCACCCAGGCGAGGCGGCCUGGAAGGACAGUGUCUCCGGGGACCCGUGUGUGGCCACAGCCUCUGACCCCUCGCAGCCGCAGGCCCCAAGACCCAGGGACGCCUCCGCCAGGAAGGCCACCAGGCCCCUGAGCUGGAGCGGGGCCACCCCGGCGGCUAGGGGCUGGCACCCAUUGUUGGCGAGGGCCCUGUCUUCCCGGGAGGCCACGCCGGGGCCCGACGACGUGGCCGAGCCCGCGGAGGACCUGCUGCCUGAGGAGUACCUGCCGCCGCCGCCCUUCGCCCCCGGGUACUGCUAGGGGCGCUCUCCAGCUCCAGGACCAUGGCCAGGGGCGGCGGCUCCGGGGCCUCCCUUUGCCACCGUCCCGCGCUGCUGGUCCUCGGGAGCUUGGGGGACCCAGUCCUGCAGCUGCCAGCAGGACAGCCUGCUGAGUAAUAGUAUUCGCAGGUGCAGCCGGGCCAGGGUGCAGGCCUGGAAUCCCAGCAGCCCGGAGGCCGAGGCAGGAGGAUCGUGAAUUCAAAACCAGCCUCAACAACCCAGCAAGGCCCUGGCUCAAAAAUAUAAAAAGGUCUGGGGGUGCAGCUCAGAGGUAGCGUCCCCCGGUUCAGUCCCAGUAGGACCAGCAGCAACAGUGAUAAUAAUAGUCAGUCAUGGGGUGGCUUGAGAUGCCUACUGUGUGCUAGGCCCGGUGCCAGACCCUCAUCUGAGGUCCAUACCUCCAGUUCGACCAACCACAGAUAAAAAAUAUUAAAGAAAAAAUUUUACCUAUCCUGA